AGCGACAUCAAGCAACACAAGGCCAUCACAUCUCCACCGCAUCUAUGGGUCACAGAAUCAUGGCUGCAUACAAAGCGAGGCUGUUGGAGUUCGACGCGUUACUGAAGGAGGAGGCGAUAGACGUGAGGCGCCUGCGGGACCUGUGCUUCAGCGGAGUGCCAGAUGAAGGAGGCCGGCGAGCAUUGUGCUGGAAGCUGCUGCUGCACUACCUGCCCCUUGACAGGUCACAGUGGAACGACACACUCAACAAGAAGAGGGCACAGUACAACCACUUUGUCGAGGAGAUGGUGGUUGAACCGGCCAGACUGAGCAAGAAUGGCAGUGGCAACAACCAUGUGGAGGAUCACCCACUCAACCCCAACCCUGAGUCACAAUGGGGAUCCUUCUUCAAAGACAAUGAGGUCCUCGCACAGAUUGAUAAGGAUGUCAGACGAUUGUGUCCUGACAUCAUGUUCUUCCAGCGAGGGACACAAUUUCCCUGUGAGGUGAUUGUGAACGACCCGGAGGUGGAGAGACUGCACCGGCGGGUGACUCACUCCUCCCUCACCGCCACAGCCGUCACCAGGAAGGGCCUCGGCAUCACCAAGCUAGAGGCAUCAAACAGGAGAAGUGCCCAGACUGAGGACUACCACCCUCUGCCGCCGGGCUCAGAAGCCCACUGGGAAGUGGUGGAGAGAAUCCUCUUCAUCUAUGCCAAGCUCAACCCCGGCCAGUCCUAUGUGCAGGGCAUGAAUGAGAUCAUCGGUCCUAUCUACUACACGUUUGCCAAUGAUCCAAACAUGGCUUUCAGAGAAAAUGCUGAGGCAGACUGCUUCUGGUGCUUCAUAUCCCUGAUGGGGGAGAUCCGUGACUUUUUCAUUCGCACGUUGGAUGACAGCGCGAGUGGUAUUGGCGCCAUGAUGGAGCGCCUCAUGUCCAACCUGCGGCACCAUGACCACCAGCUGUGGAACAGACUCAGGACACAGGAGCUCCGACCUCAAUUCUUCAGUUUCAGAUGGCUCACUCUGCUGCUGUCCCAGGAAUUUGACCUGCCUGACGUGAUACGGGUGUGGGACUCUCUGUUUGCUGAUGCAGAUCGCUUCAGUUACCUGAUCCAAGUCUGCACAGCAAUGAUGGUAUUGCAAAGAGAUGUAAUGCUGCAGAAUGAUUUUGGCUCCAAUAUGAAAAUUCUGCAGCACUACCCUCCGGUGGACGUCCAGGCACUGCUCAGCAAAGCCACCGAGCUGAAGGAAGGACAAGAACCUCUGAGUGAUCCUUCUCCUCCAGAGGACUCAAGUUGACCGAUGGAGGAAGACUGUGAGGGCAACAGGUAGUAUUACUGGUACCACAGACUACUAAGGAAUGGCGCGUGAUUUUGUUUGUUAUAUUGUUAUUGUCGUGUAUUCAGAGACUUGUUAUUCCUGGGCUGGUGGGUUCAGGGUGAGGGGUUUGUUUGAUUACCAGUGAGUUGGUGGCUGACAUGGAUGGGAACAUGGAAGCUGGCAGUGUUCUGUGGUGGUUCACUCCUUGCAAUGUAAUUUAGUCUAUCAUUGUUACUAAUUUAUUUUGAUGUAUUUCUUUAAUGACAAUUUGAAGGAACAUCAAAUUACUAGCAAGAUGUCACAAUGACUACAAAUAAAAUCAUAAUAUUUUAUAUGUUAUUAAAGAAAAUAUCUGCACAAAAUUAAUAACUUGAAUAAGUUUUUAAUUUUGAAUACUAAUUUUUGGUUCUUUUUUUGCUGUGAUCAGUAAGAAACUAAUACAUUUGAGUGAUUUUUUUUUAUAAGGGUAGGUAUCUUUCCUUCCCAUGGGCUGUGAUCAUUGCUUCCUCCCUCUCCCUGUAUCUCAAGAUCCUCUUGUUUUCUCAUCUCUCUUAGCUUUGACAUGCCCUCUUGUCCCUCUCAAUGCCCAACAAACAUUACCAGCCAAGAUUGUUAUGAUGGUCCCGAGGGAAUCUUGUUUAAAUUUAUUUUGUUAUGCUCCUCACUGCUUUUAUUCUUGCAAACUGCCCCAUUACCUGGCUGCCCUUCAUGCAUCCUGACAUUCACAAUCCAAGCACAAACUUUUAAACCUUAUCAUUGUUAAUGUUUGUGCCAUUAUCAUCAUUAUUAUAAUUGCCGUAUCAACUGAUGACAUUGGCAGUGUCUAAGCACACCCGUGAUGAGAAAACCCCUUGUAGAAAGCGGCUACCAAGACUUGUUGCUAUUUUGGGUGGGUUAGUGAGUUUAUUUGUCAUCAUUUUCCUUGUCUACUUAUCACUGGUGUACCACUAUUUGUGGUGUGUGUGUCACAAUCAUACAUAAUUAGAGUUACUUGUAAUUCUACAAACUAUGCUAGUGUUGUGAUUUUUGUACAAUUUUCUAUAAACUCAUCAAAAUGCAGUAUCAGAGGUUUGUGACCCAGUUUUUCAGGUUUCAGGAUUAAGAAAAGUUAGCCACAUCAAGGGUUAGUUGCUUCCAAAUUAGGAGUAUGUGAUAUAAUUAAUUAUUAAUGUACAUACACAGUCAAAUUUUACACUUCCUAUAUCCAGAGCUAUAUGUUUACUUUCUCCUUGACUUUGAGAUGGAUAUCAUCAUGAAAAACUUGGCUGACACAAGGUUACUGUACAACACACUUGGCUCUCUAAGGCAAUGUUUUAGUUGUUACAAGUCCAUGAUGAUUCAUUUUCUAGACAAUAAAUGGUUAGGUACCUAAUGAUGUCUAGACAACAUUCAAGCAACUUAUAUGAGCUGUUUUCUGAGUCUGUUCAUGACCAUGAACAUCACAGCAGUGGAUGGAAUAAGGAGAUGACUAUUUGUGGUCUUGAUGGGAUUCUUUUUUUAUGUCUAGCAUAAUGAAGGAUUAUAUUAAUAGGUAAAGAAAAUUAAAUACCACAAAACCAAAGAAAUGGGCCAACCUUUUUGAAGCAAGUUUUGUCUUUUACAACCUUAGAGAGUUUUGGAAUCUAAUAUAUUUGAAUACAUUUAAGUAACACUGUGUGUUGUACAAUGUAAUCUCAACAUUUAAAUUUUCCAAGCCAGUGACACAAAGAAUACUUGAAUGUUCAUUAUUUUAAACACUGAAUUUGACUGUGUAUGUAAGUUUGUGAUCGGUCUUCAGGUACGAACUAGCAAUAAAUCUAUUGAUUUUGUACAUGAGAAAAUGUUUCCUGUAGUUAUUUUUAAGCAUUUAUAUUUGUAGACAGAUAAAUCUAUAAUUUUUGUUACAAAAUGUUUCUGAAAUUUAAUGAAUAUAUAAAUAAUAGCUAUUACAUCAUGCACACUCAGCAUGCUGAUAGCUUUUUCCAGUCUUUCAUGUAUUCUCACUCAUUUUGCCUCUAUGUAUCAGUCAAGGCAGUAUGGGGCCAUGAUUCGGGUGACUCAUUGCUACACAUUAGUCUCACAACGAGGGAAUAUAACUUUGUAAGAGUGACUUAAGCAACUUUCAGGUUAUUAAAUCAAAGAGUUUUCAAGAUCAAGUAAGCCUUAACCAGCACACAUAAUAAAUCUUGCUCAAGUGUGAGGGUGAAGUAAUGAACAUUUCUGCAUCAAAAACUAUUGCAUACAUACCUUGGAUCCUCUAUACACUGUGAACUCCUGAAACAUCUUGUGGCUGCAGGUCUUCAGUACUGUCUGUGUCACAAAGACUGCAGUCUCUAAUUCUUUCUUGGUCAGUAUUUCUUCUUGACACAGCUACAAAUACUUCCUGUGAUUAAAAGAAAUCUUGUGUGAAUAGUGCAGGAAGAUUUCUUACAAAUUAACAUAAGUAUUGUACACAGCAGUAUGUAAUACAGAAAAAAAGUUGUACAAGUCAUCAGCUAGAUCAAUAACACAUGAUAAAAUACAAACCGGGUAACUUUCUGCUGCUCAAGUUAUUAAGGGAGAACCAAAUUUGACCAGUUUUCAUUUCAGGAAUGUAUACUUAUGUGCUAACUAAUCAAUGCAGUUAGGAAAUCUAUUUCAUAUAUUUGUUCAUCUCUAUAUCUUUAUAUCUGGCUGAGAAUCCCAUGCAGGGUGGCCUAGACAAACACAUCUACUUUACCUACUUGUAUUUAAUCCUCAUUCAUAAUAAAUCAUGUCUUUACAGAAACUGUGAGGGAGUUCACAGCAGAAAAAAAAGUAGGCUGGAUUAUAGGAGUUAAACAGCUCCAGCAGUUACGAUAUUACACAACCCUUAGAACUGUCAUUCCUUCAAGGCACACAUUCCUUUAACACAAGUGGUGAAACCCUUGUAAAAGGGAAGACUCCUUCCUCUUGCUGAAAUAUUUAGUUAAUAGUGAUGUUACAUUGUUACAAAUUGUGACAGAUAAUUUACUUUUUAUAAUUUCUUGUGAUUUUUCAUCGGAAGGCAAGUAAAUGUCUUUCAACAAGGACUUUUUCAGUACUGUGUGAAAGGAAUGCAGUAUCAUGAUGCAAGGAAGACAAUGUAAUGAAGGAAAUAUUUUGUGUAAUAAUAUGUACAAUACUUAACCAUAGCCCUCUUCACUCAUUCCCACCUUAUAAAGAUAGAAAAAAAGAAAAAAAAAUGGCCAUUGAUUGCGGUCAGUAUUUGCCAGCCAGUGGGAUCCACAUUAUAAGCAAUACUUGUGUACCUGUGACUAAGGACCACAUCAGGUGCUGCAGGUAUUAGGUCCACAUAUUAUAGCUCUCAAAGAUCUGCUGAAGCCAGUGCUGUGUGCUUCACUAUUACAUUGCCAGCACAAACUGUAUGGUCUCUCUUGAGUACCUACAUACACACACACACACACACACACACAAAAAAAAAAAAAAAAAAAGUAAAUUUUUGUCAUACAGACCAUGCAAGAUGUUCCUGCUAAGAGCUUUGACAAAUGCUCAUUUAUCUUAGGUCUGAAGUGAUUUAUUACUCAAAUAUUCAGAGACAGUGCAUUCAUAGCAUCAUAUGUUUUUUUUUUAUUUCACUAUGUUGUGAUCUGUAUUCAUGAUUCCUAUUUUUGUGAUGUGUAUUUAUGCUUUUCUUGGUGAGAGUGAGCCAGAAACUGGCAAGUGUUGUGUGGAGUUACUGAAUGUUAAACGUUCUACAUAUUAUGGAUCUAAUUAUGUACAAAAUAGUUCACAAAUAACUUUAAUGUAUGGGAUGGAUGGUUUUCUGGGACACCAACACUUUGCCACUCUGUCUGGCACACUCUCACUACAGUUGGGGUGAAAUAUUGACCCCUCAUCUGAUGCUUUGUUUACUGAGUUGUAUUACAUACAUGUAUUAGUAGAGGCUCAGUUUCAAAGGCUUUGACCAACCUCCCUUUUUUUUCCCAUGUUGAGAAAGCACUAGGAUCUUGUAAUUAAAUGUACAAGAAAUGAAGCAAAGUUCUUGUGAGAACAGAGUAUGCUUUGAGAGACCAAUUUUAAGUCCAAUUUAUAUAACAUACUGCAAACUGUAUAUUUUUUUAAGAUGGUGUAACUAGAACUGUUGUUUUAAAAUAAUUAACCUUUAAUACUGAAGUUUUAUAUGAUGUCCUCGGACAUAACACUAAGUCAUACUUAAAGUGUAGUACAGUACAGUAAUUUUUUUCCAUUAUGUACAUAAAAGGAAGGUACAGUAUGCUGAAACUCCUGUAUGUCAACUAGGAUGUUCUACUAGCUGGAAUAAUACCUUGUAAUGUCAUGAAAUGUUUGUCACAGCAUUAACUUGUUUUAAAUACAGUGUGUGUUAUGAAUUCUAAGUGAGUAGUGCAAAUCUACUACAAGAGUAGAGAAAUAGAUUAAUGUUACCAUGAACACCUUGUGUCAUAAUGUGUAUAAAUGCUCAUGUCAUGUUCUCAUGUGUAAAAGGAACACAGGAGUACUUAGCAUUGUUGACUAAUGCUGCAAUCAACAUGUGCUCAGAGCCUAUGGAUGUUGCAUGUGUGCUUAUAUUUAGGGCUGUGAUAACCAUACCUAGAGCAUAUCAACACAAGCGAUGCACACUUCAGAGUUCAAUUUGAAAGAAAAGUACGUAUUCUUGUUUAUUUUUCAUGACCUUCCAAAUAUCAUAAAUGACUGAUAAAGGUUGGCUGCUCUUUUCUCUUGUUCUUCUUGAUUCAUAUGUAAAUUAUACAAUGUACAUAGCUUGACUUGGCUUAUGUAUAGUAAUUCAUACCAUAAAGGGAGAGAGCAUUA
Messenger RNA from Portunus trituberculatus (swimming crab), 6071 nucleotides. Its product is annotated as TBC1 domain family member 13-like. NCBI's taxonomy places the organism in Eukaryota, Metazoa, Arthropoda, Malacostraca, Decapoda, Portunidae. The record is from RefSeq and is a predicted model, not a curated record. The transcript has 10 exons. Gene Ontology annotation, biological process: activation of GTPase activity; intracellular protein transport. Gene Ontology annotation, molecular function: GTPase activator activity. Bases 45 to 1280 code for a protein of 411 amino acids.